AUGGCACAUGGAAUUCCCGAGAGACGGCUGGGCGAGCCCAGGCACCUGCGCAUCGUCACCGUCGGUGCAGGUGCUGCUGGAUUGAACCUCGCCUAUCAAUUGGAGCGACACAUGAAAGCCGUGGACCAUGUCAUUUAUGAGAAGAACCUGGAAGUUGGAGGCACGUGGUACGAGAAUAGGUACCCUGGGUGUGCCUGUGAUAUCCCCUCCCACAAUUAUCAAUUCACUUGGGAGCCAAAUCCGGACUGGAACAACUUCUACUCUACUGCUCCUGAAAUCUUGGAGUAUUUUAAAAGACUCGCCAAAAAGUAUGACCUGUAUCGCUUCAUCAAGCUGGGCCAUCAGGUGGUUGGCGCCGAGUGGAUUUCCUCAGAUGGUAUAUGGAAGAUUAAGAUCAAAGUCCUAGAGACGAAUGCCAUCAUCGAGGACUGGUGCCACUUCAUGAUCACGGCAUCUGGAAUCUUGAACAACUGGAAAUGGCCAGAUAUCCCAGGCUUACAUUUUUUCAAAGGCGAGCUUAUGCAUAGUGCCGCAUGGGAGUCUAGCACUACGUGGAAAGACAAGACCGUCGCGGUUCUCGGCUGUGGCUCCUCUGGUGUUCAACUCGUGCCAACCAUGCAACCCACUGUCAAAAAGCUCAUCCCGUUCAUUCGAACCCCGACCUGGAUCACGGCGGGAUUUGCCCAAAGCAAGGCUGGCCCAAAUGGCGCGAACUUUGCCUUUUCGCAGGAGAGGAAGGACGAGUUCAAAACAAACCCUGAUGCGUAUCUGCGGUACCGCAAAGAGAUUGAGCAUGAACUUAACAGCCGCUUCAAAUUCAUUAUUAAGGACAGCCCCGAGCAGGAAGAGGCAGUGAAAUUUGCGGAAAACGAGAUGCGAACAAAGCUCGGCGAAGACUCACCCCUUAUCAAACAUCUUCUACCUACAUUCGCCGUGGGGUGUCGAAGGCCCACCCCGGGUAACGGAUACCUAGAGGCCUUAACCAAGGACAACGUGCGAGUGGUCACGGAUACCAUCUCCGAGAUUGUCCCCGAAGGCAUCAAGCUGACUACUGGGGAGGUCAUCAAGGUGGAUAUUUUCGUCUGUGCCACUGGCUUUGACAUUUCAUUCUGCCCCCGUUACCCUAUAAGCGGAACCAAUGGUGUUCAACUUGGAGACCAGUGGAAGGAGAGGCCAAAGGGGUAUAUGUCUCUAGCAGUGGACAAUUUUCCCAACCACUUCAUGUUCCUGGGUCCCAAUGCCCCUAUCGGCCACGGCUCUGUGCUUCCAAUUCUUGAGCAAGCGACCAAGUACAUCAUGCAGAUGCUGUAUAAGUGUCAGACCGGAGGUGUCAAGUCAGUUGUUGUCAAGGGGGCUGCUGUAGAGGAUUUCACUGGUCACAUUGACGAGUUUAUGAAGCGUACAGCAUGGAGCUCACACUGUCGAUCCUGGUUCAAGAAUGGGACCAUUGAUGGGCCAAUUGUCGCCGUGCAUCCUGGUAGCAGGAUUCAUUGGUUCCAUAUGCUGGAGAACCCGCGUCAUGAGGACUUUGAAUGGGAGUCUUUGUCCCCGAAUCGAUUUGCUUAUCUUGGCAACGGGUUCUCGAUGAAGGAAGAGGAGGGCCGGGACACUGCGUUCUACUUUGAUGACCCAGCGGCAGGUUUUGAGCGGAUUAGGUAUUGA
Messenger RNA from Fusarium vanettenii 77-13-4, 1662 nucleotides. RefSeq lists its product as uncharacterized. The record is from RefSeq and is a predicted model, not a curated record. NCBI's taxonomy places the organism in Eukaryota, Fungi, Ascomycota, Sordariomycetes, Hypocreales, Nectriaceae. The transcript has 7 exons. Bases 1 to 1662 code for a protein of 553 amino acids.